Molecule: messenger RNA, 1470 nt
Organism: Chrysochloris asiatica (Cape golden mole)
Lineage: Eukaryota; Metazoa; Chordata; Mammalia; Afrosoricida; Chrysochloridae
Gene: TAPBPL
Product: TAP binding protein-like
Exons: 8
Coding region: 1-1470 (489 amino acids)
Source: RefSeq, a predicted model, not a curated record
AUGGGCUCCUGGGAGGUAUGGUGCCUGCUGAUCAGCCUGGUGCUAUCUGCAGCAGCAGAAUCCGAGCCUCCUAUGACAGAAAGGCAGUGGCGGCCAGUUGACAUAGUCUUAGAUUGCUUCUUGGUGAAGAAUAGUGGGCACCAUGGAACUUUUGCCAGCAAUAAAAACAUGGUCAAGGCCUUGCUUGUGUUGAGGAAGGUGCCCAUGCUGGAUGAUGGCUCCUUGGAAGGCUUUACGGAUUUCCAAGGGGGUGCCUUGACCCAAGACCAUCCACCUGUUACCUUUGAGGCCUCAGUGGACCUGGUACAGAUUCCCCAAGCCGAGGCCUUACUCCAUGCUGACUGCAGUGAGAAGGAGGUGACCUGUGAGAUCUCCCGCUACUUUCUCCAGACCAGACAAGAGGCCACUGUUGAGACCGCAGCUUGGUUCAUCACUAAUGUGCAGGUGUCUGGAGGGGGCCCUAGUGUCUCCAUGGUGAUGAAGACCCUCUGGGAUGCUGAGAAGGAGGCUAUCUGGCAAACCUCGAUGCACCUGUCCCUGAGUCCCCAGGACACUGUGAGGACUGUAGUGGAGUUCCAGGUGUCCACACAGACUCCAUCCCUGACUUUCCUGCUGGGGGCCUCGGCCACCCUGCACUGUGGCUUCUCCACAGCACCAGGCUUGGACCUCAUCAGCGUGGAGUGGCGGUUACAGUAUAAGGGCAGUGGCUGGCUGGUGUACAGCUGGACCACAGGGCAGGGUCAGGCCAAGCGGGAAGGUGCUACCCUCGGGCCUGAGCAGCUCCUCAUGGCUGGGGAUGCCUCACUCACCCUACCCAGCCUCACUCCAAAAGACGAGGGAACCUACAUCUGUCAGAUCACCACCUCUCUCUACCGAGCUCAACAAAUCAUCCAGGUCAACGUCCAAGCUCCCCCCAAAGUACAACUGAACUUGGUAAACAAAGCUCAGGCACCCAUCCUCAUCUGCAACAUUGCUGGCUAUUACCCUCUGGACGUGGCUGUGACGUGGACCCGAGAGGAGCUGGGAGGGAUCCCAGUCCAAGUCUCAGGGGCCUCCUACUCUAGCCUCAGGCAAAGCAUAGCAGGCACCUACAGCAUCUCCUCCUUCCUAAGAAUAGAGCCUGGCUCUGCAGGUGCCACAUACACCUGCCAAGUCACCCACAUCUCCCUGGAAGAGCCCCUUGUGGUCAGCACCUGGGUUGCCCUACCAGAGAGGAGAAUGUCCUUUGGAGUCUUCUUUGCCACCAGCCUCUUCCUUCUUGCACUGUUGUUCUUGCACUGUUUUCAGAGGCAGAAAGCACCUGCAGAAGUUGGGCUGCUACAGGUACAAAUGCUGAAAACAGAGCCCACUUCCUCUGCUGACACACAGAAGUCUUUUGAUCACAUGCAACAUCCUAUGCUGAAGGUAGCUGGAGGCCACAAGACAGGCCGAGCAACUCCCACUCUCAGGUCUCACUGUCUGUAUCCAUAA